This is a messenger RNA of Canariomyces notabilis, 1555 nucleotides long. RefSeq lists its product as uncharacterized. The transcript has 2 exons. Bases 44 to 1360 code for a protein of 438 amino acids. NCBI's taxonomy places the organism in Eukaryota, Fungi, Ascomycota, Sordariomycetes, Sordariales, Chaetomiaceae. Gene Ontology annotation, biological process: siderophore biosynthetic process. The record is from RefSeq and is a predicted model, not a curated record.
GCUUCCCCGUUUUGCUCCCAUCCGUUGAGCGCGUCAGACAAAGAUGGAGUCGCCAUUGAAACCGCAAAGGCUAUUUGCCUCCUACGCUGCAUCCUCAGAGCCAGUUUUGAAGCUCCCGCACCCUUACCAGACAGCCUAUGUCGUCAAAGGUGACAGCGGCAGCAAUUCCUUCCAAUUGCUCCCACUCGAAGCCAGCCCGGCGAGCAGACCGCUACCAGAACCCCUUCAUAAUGCCUCCGUCUACUUCAGCGAGCCUCAGCACCUCAAGUCGAGUGACAGGCCGAAGGACUCGAACAAUACGCCCUGGGGCAGGGCGCGACGGUUCCCCGCAGUGACGGUCAGCUGGAAGAGCGAGCAGGCCCCAACAAUCGGCCAGCUUUGGCUCAUAACAUACGCUGUCUUCACCGUACGCCCGAGCGAAGAAGCUUUCCGUGUAAAAACAUACGGCUUCGGCGCCGAUCAGUUAGCACAACGACUCAAGGCCGUCGGACUGGCCAUCGACCACCCAGCCCCUGCCCUCGGGGAUGCCCAGCCACCCAAAGAGCUACUCAUCUCGCGCAGCGCCUUCUGGCAGGGCGCCGGCUCUCCUUUCGGCGCGCGGCCGGCCUGGGUACCCGAGGAACAGGAUCCCGACAUGUCGGCAUAUCCGCUCCCUCCUCCGGAGUAUGUCAUGACCAACGAAGCCUCUACCGCGCUGUGCUGGCACCCGCGGCGGCGGGCGAAACCCGUUCCGGGAUCCGUCAUCUACAGCCGCUACAUCCCCCAUUUGCGGGAAACCUUUAGCAUGGUCGCGCUGGACUACACGAACAAGGAGCAUCUUGAGCUGUUCCAUGUGUGGCAGAACGACCCGCGCGUGUCGCAGGGCUGGAACGAGACGGGCACCAUCGACCAGCAUCGCGAGUACCUGCGCAGGGCUCAUGAGGACCCCCACCAGAUUACCAUCCUGGCGCGCUUCAAUGAUACCUUCUUUGCCUAUUUUGAGGUGUACUGGGCCAAGGAGGACCGCAUCGGCGCAUACUACUCGGCCGGCGACUACGACCGGGGCCGGCACAGCCUGGUGGGCGACGUGCGGUACCGCGGCCCGCACCGCGUCAGCGCCUGGUGGUCCAGCCUGAUGCACUACCUCUUUCUGGACGACCCGCGCACCAUGAGCGUCGUCGGCGAGCCCAAGUUCACCAACAGCUCGGUCCUCAUGUAUGACCUCAUCCACGGCUUCGGCCUCGACAAGUUCAUCGACCUGCCACACAAGCGCUCCGCCUUUGUGCGCUGCUCGCGCGAGCGCUUCUUCCAGCUCUGCCCGCUCGACGAGAACGAGAAGGUCAUGGGUGGCACCGGGGUUGGGCUGGUCCCGAAGCUGUAAUGUAUAUCAUGUACGACGCCUAGGCAUAACAAUUGGUUUAGGAACGGAUUCAAGACAUAGUAUCAACGAAAAAGAAGUCGGAAAUUGGAAGUGCUGGCGACUUGCGCCACCAAGUCCAACCUAGGCUGUUCCUUGCACCUUCCAGAGCCGUACCCGGCCCAGGGCCUCGGGUCACGGGUAACCGCUGCCGUGACA